AUGCAUCUACCGGCGGCGACUAGCAGCGACUGCCAAAGCCCAUCGAUGCCGACCACAAUCAAUGACAUGUUUGCCAACCUGCACGAGAUGCUGCAGGAAUACCAUGGUGAGCUGGUGCAGACGGGAUCACCGGCCGUCCUCUGUUCCGCUUUGCCAACGCACUGGCGCUCUAACAAGAGCUUACCAUGCGCGUUCAAGGUGAUCGCACUCGACGACAUCCAGGACGGUACGCUCGUGACGAUAAAGGCCGGUAACGACGAAAACUAUCAUGCGGAGCUUCGGAACGCUACCGCGGUCAUGAAGAACCAAGUGGCGAAAUUCAACGAUUUACGCUUUGUCGGACGGUCUGGCCGUGGCAAAUCCUUCUCGAUCACCAUCACGAUCAGCUCAUAUCCGUGCCAGAUCGCAACCUAUACUAAGGCGAUCAAGGUGACAGUGGACGGGCCGCGCGAGCCACGAUCUAAGCAAAAUUUCGCCUACGGCCAUCCAGGUGCAUUUAAUCCUUUCAUCCUAAACGCAGGCUGGCUAGACGCAGCCUACAUGAACUAUGCCUGGUCCGACUACUUUCGUCAACAUCAACAGCAACAAGCUAUUCAGGUGCCACCUACGUCAGCUGGUCCGCAACAGACUUCGUUAGGAUGCCACGACAAAGUUAGCAGUGUCACGAUAGGUAACGGACACAUCCUUGGCAGUUCCACUACUACUACGACUGCUGCUGUUAUUGCAGAUCCAACGACCGAUCUUGUGUCACUCCGCUCGCCAACCAGCCAAUCAGUGCCUGCCCCGACCGUGGCCCCAGGUGUCGUUCCGCCACCCAACGGUCUCCCUACUCCGGCGCUGCUCGCCAGCCCUGCCUCCACAUACCCGCCUGGAUCCAUUUCCUCAUUCGCGGUCCACACGGAUCACCAGCUGGUUAAGUCACCCUUUUUGCCUUACGACAUAGCCGCCUUUCGUUCGACGGCAGCAGCAGCCGCGGCCGCUGCCGCAGCAGCCAGUAACGGAACCUUGCGUCCUGCCCAGCUGUCUGCUACCAUCACCCUGCAUCAGUCGGCAAGUGUCGAUUCGGCUUCGUCACGCCUUUCGCCAGCCUCGUCACGUAACUCCAACGCCAGUCCGCCUCCUGCCCUUUCCACGGCAGCUGCCGCGGCUGCUGUAGCGGCAGCCGCAGCUGCGUCCUUUCCACCCGGUCUAUUGCAUGCGACUCCGAAAGGAGCUAAUCAUCCAACGCAUCAUCACCACCAUCAGCAUCCACUUCAUCAUCACAACCAUCAGCCACGGUUGACAGUGCUCGGGCCACAUCCGAGUCUGGGUCAGUCGCCGCAACUGCCAGCAGGAACGGUGCCCGGUGUCAGCAGCAGUAGUAUCGGUAACGACACCAGCAAUGGGGACCUUUCGUCCGCCAACGAGGAUGAGUCGGACGACGAACAGAUCGACGUGGUUAAGUCAGCCUUUAUUCCGAUCCUGCGGCCACCGGCUGCACCGUCCGCCGAGACGACGGCCUCUGGAAGUACCGGUACCCGGGAAAAUUCGCCUGACAUUUGUGACGCGGACGUGACGGUGGCACAAAAGCCAGAAACUCCCGACUCCACCACCGCCCCAACCGUUGGCGAAACUUCACCGCCUCGUUUCGGUCUCCGAUGUGAUCUAAAAGCACUGUCAACGAAAAAGCAGAUCCUGCACGAAUCCGCUCCCGGGCACGUUUGCGUCAAACAACAACAACAACAACAACAAUCGACCCCGCAGCUGGAAUCGCCGGAACGUACCAAGCUCCGAUCUCCCAACCUGAUCAAGCAGGCGCAAAAGACGGUAUGGCGACCUUACUGA
Messenger RNA from Anopheles marshallii, 1824 nucleotides. RefSeq names its product segmentation protein Runt-like. Gene Ontology annotation, biological process: regulation of DNA-templated transcription. Gene Ontology annotation, cellular component: nucleus. The coding region runs from base 1 to 1824 and encodes 607 amino acids. Gene Ontology annotation, molecular function: RNA polymerase II cis-regulatory region sequence-specific DNA binding; DNA-binding transcription factor activity, RNA polymerase II-specific; ATP binding. The transcript has 3 exons. NCBI's taxonomy places the organism in Eukaryota, Metazoa, Arthropoda, Insecta, Diptera, Culicidae. The record is from RefSeq and is a predicted model, not a curated record.